CCAUGGUAACAGCAGCUGCCACGCCCAUCCCUUUACCAAGCUGGUAGACAAGGCAUGGAGGGAUAGCAAAAGAAGCUCACUGAUUGGUCAACAGUAACCAGCUUUUAACAGACGAAGGGAUUUGAUGUUGUUCUCAUUCUAACUGAUCUCACUUUGGCAACGACUUCUAUCAACAAUUCAAGAAAGGAUGUGCCAUUGUAGACAGCCAGAAAAGAUUGAUUCCAUUGGUUUAUCUUGAGAGGAGGCAGCUUGUUGUUUGGCAGCCCUUCUCUGUAGACACCUUCUUGACGCACCACCUGUCAGAUUUUAUCCCCUCCACUGCAAACAUUUGGACAGGGGCGGUCAGGAUGCCAGAUAAAUGACAUGCCACUACAGACAACGUACACCACCGAGAGCAUCCUGGGUUUUAAAUCAGUACCUCUGCAGAAAGGAGAUGCAACCGAAAACAAACUAUCAAUAUUGAAGUCUGGAUGACAGUAUAUUGUAGUCGUGGGAUACAGUGUAUUUUCAGUACACCAACAACAGAAGUGUUUCAGCAUCAUUUGUCACACACCUCAAACUAACAGUACCUUCAAUUUAUCCUUAAGUGGUAGAAAAAAAGUCUGACAUCGCAUAAUUACUUGAAAAUACAGCAAGAGAGUGUCCAGGCCUCUCCCCUCACCAUCCCCACAGGAAGUGCAACGACCUACAGGUCAACCAAGGCUACUCUCUCUAAAUGGGCCGGUGUCCCCGAGAGGACCUAAUUGCUUCCACUGGGAGAGCACACAUCAAAGCUGCGUAGGUGGUGAUGACGAAGAUUCUUGUCUUUAUGAUGGAUGGAAAAGAUUGACGUAAACCUGGGUCACAUCCGGAAGCAACGUUCAAGCAGGCUUAAAGGAUAAAUUGCGGCAACAUUGACUUCUGGGAGUUGGACUUCUAGUUUCAGAGGGCUUGAACAGAGAUACUGACAGGAAUACAGAGCUGACAAUAAAUGCGGGAAGUGUUUGUGGGGACCUCGGAUUGGAGGACAGUCAGAAGCAAAGGAGGACUGAAAGGCAUCAAUUUGAAAGCGUCGGAAAUCAACAGUUUGCAACGGAUGCAAAAUCGUACCAUGGAAGGUAACGUAACAGGACGCAAUUCAACAAACGAAUUGUCUACUAUUGCUAUUGUAAAUAUAACUGUUGAAAUUAUCAUUGCUGUUGCUGCUGUUACGGGGAACAGUUUCGUCUGCCUCGCUGUCUAUAAGAAUCGGCGCCUGCGCGGAACCACUAACUACUUUAUCGUAUCGCUGGCCGUAGCCGACAUCUGCGUGGGACUCCUCGGAAUUCCGUUUGCGAUCGUGACGUACCUGGGAUUCCCGCAUAAUUUCCAUGGAUGCCUGAUGAUGCUUUCUUUCAUCAUCAUCACCACGCAGAGCUCCAUCUUUAGCCUCCUUGCCAUUGCGGUGGAUCGCUACGUUGCGAUAAUGAACCCAUUACGGUACGAGUACCUUAUGACGACGCGAACUGCCCGCUGGGCUAUCGCUUUGACAUGGGCACUGUCACUCCUUAUCGGCAUGGUCCCCCUUAUGGGCUGGAACCUGGGACCAUCACAAAACGGAUGUGCAUUCACAGCUGUCAUCGACUUUGACUACUUUGUCUACUUUAAUUUCUUCGGCUGCGUGCUGACCCCACUGCUAAUAAUGGGCUUCAUCUAUUCCACUAUCUUCUGGUCGGUACGAAAACAGCUGCGAUCGAUCAAGAGUACCGACAUAACGACUUCCGCCAUCGAGAAGAAAAAGAAGUAUUUUAAGAAAGAGGUAAAGGCUGCGAAGUCGUUGGCUAUUAUAGUUGGACUCUUUGCGGUGUGCUGGCUGCCGCUGCACACAUUAAACUGUAUCGAUCACCUCUGCAGGGAGGCGUGCCCGUAUCCGUACGAACUCCUCAUGACCGCCAUUCUUCUCUCUCACGCCAACUCCGCGGUGAAUCCCGUCAUCUACGCCUUUCGGAACCGCGACUACCGCAACACCUUCAAGAGCCUCGUGCAAUCCUGUUUCUUUUGCUGCCCGUGGACGGAGACCGUGUUCAACCUGUCCGACCAAUCAGUCUCCGAAUCCCGACACAACCAGAUUCAACUGAACGCCUUCAAUCGCUCACAGAUGAACCUGAUACACGGGGCGCUCUCACAAUCACAACCAGCUGUCAAUCAACUCAGCUCACGGUCCCCGUCCAGACUUAGCGUAGUACAAGAACCCACGGAGAAUGUCAAUCACGAAAAUAGCAUGGUGGGUAAAAUCCUAAAAGCGCGCCAGUCUGACCUAAGUUUGACCUCAAUAACUACAAAUCAAAUCAAUGAACUGGAAUGUUAACCUCCAGCCUGCUACAACUGCCCCCAUCUCUGCUGUCCUGUGCUGAUGUUCCAGACAUCUAGCAGGACAAGGGUUAUCACUUAGCAUAAGCCAGGAUGCAGGUUGUGCUAUCAUUGUACUGUAAAUGGUGAAACUUUCUUGAUGUUUUUUUUAUUAUUUCUGACAUUUUCACAGCAAUAUUUCCACCAUGGCACUGCAAAAUACAUUGAUGUCUGCCUUGUAUAAUUACUGUCCUGCAGAUUGUGUUUCAACAUCAAAUUUGAAGAAAGUUUGAAACCAUCCUUUCC
Molecule: messenger RNA, 2613 nt
Organism: Branchiostoma belcheri (Belcher's lancelet)
Lineage: Eukaryota; Metazoa; Chordata; Leptocardii; Amphioxiformes; Branchiostomatidae
Product: adenosine receptor A2b-like
Exons: 1
Coding region: 971-2326 (451 amino acids)
Biological process (GO): G protein-coupled adenosine receptor signaling pathway
Cellular component (GO): membrane
Molecular function (GO): G protein-coupled adenosine receptor activity
Source: RefSeq, a predicted model, not a curated record